Nematolebias whitei (Rio pearlfish) is the source of this 723-nucleotide messenger RNA. RefSeq names its product katanin p80 WD40 repeat-containing subunit B1. Gene Ontology annotation, biological process: microtubule depolymerization. Lineage: Eukaryota; Metazoa; Chordata; Actinopteri; Cyprinodontiformes; Rivulidae. Gene Ontology annotation, molecular function: microtubule binding. The record is from RefSeq and is a predicted model, not a curated record. Gene Ontology annotation, cellular component: katanin complex.
GUCGCACCCCUCCAAGGAUCCCCGAGCCGUUUCCUGCACCUCCUGAGGACGAGAACGUGAAGGUGAUCGGGCGGCAGCCGAAGGACAUGAUUCCUCCUUUUCCUGACAAACAGAAGGCUCUACCUCUUGCCAUCUCCACGCCUAUCCAGAGGGUGGAGCCUACAGUGGUGUCCUGUAUAAAGUGCCCCGCCCCCUCCUCUAACCCCUCUCCCUCCUGCCUUCCUGCCCCACCCACCCAGAUCAACAAGGCCAAACCCAAUCAGCAGCCUAGAAUUAUUUCCAGCACCAGGAAUGAACCCAUUGGUCUGAACGUGGCCGACUUCCUGCCGUCUGCAGCUAACCACCGAGCUGCUGACCUGAGUGAUGAUGAGGCCCUGACCCAGAUCAGGAAGGGUCACGACACCAUGUGUGUGAUGCUCAGCAGCCGACUGAAGAACCUGCAGAUGGUCAGAACCGUGUGGGCCCGAGAGGACAUCAAGAAAGCUCUGGACUCUGCUGUCUCCAUAAAUGACCUGUCCAUCAUGGUGGAUGUCCUCAACAUCAUCAACCUGCAGCCAUCUUUAUGGAAACUGGAUCUGUGCAUGAGUAUCCUGCCUCAGAUCGACAAGCUGCUGCAGAGCAAAUAUGAGAGGUGAGGCGCCUGUUGGAUAAAAUGUCCUCUAAUCUCACUUACUCAAAGAAGCCACACUGGAUGUCAGGAAAUUUUUAACUGGUUUUACUUGC